Messenger RNA from Punica granatum (pomegranate), 1648 nucleotides. The record is from RefSeq and is a predicted model, not a curated record. Lineage: Eukaryota; Viridiplantae; Streptophyta; Magnoliopsida; Myrtales; Lythraceae.
CCCCCCAUAGCCUCUUCCCCCCUCGUCGUCGUCGUCGUUGCUGUCCCCUGAGCCAUCAUCCUCAUCCGAUCCUCACGAUUAAAACGUGGCUUGAGCUCAACCACGGGCUGGCUUUGCCACCCCCGGCGCUAGGUUUGGCAUCGUGGGCUAUAGGAUGUCGAUCCUUCUGAAUCCGUUCCAGCUCCUUGAGCUCAAUAUCAUCUCCGCCCAGGACCUCGCUCCCGUCACGCGCUCCAUGCGCACGUACGCGGUUGCGUGGGUCCACCCGGACCGCAAGCUCUCCACCAGGGUCGACGCCAGUGGCCACACCAACCCUUCGUGGAACGACAAGUUUGUGUUCCGUGUCGACGAUGAGUUCCUCGAGUCUGACACGUCAGCCAUCAUGAUCGAGAUCUAUGCUGUCCAUUGGUUCAAGGACGUGCAGGUCGGCACCGUUCGAGUCCUGAUCGAUAAUGUGGUCCCCAUCCUGCCAACCGGCCGGCCCUUCUGGCACCAGCGCUAUGUCGGGAUGGAAUUUGUGGCAUUACAAGUACGCCGACCCUCCGGACGGCCGCAGGGGAUGUUGAACAUUGGUGUUGCGGUUCUCGAUAGCUCCAUGAGGAGCAUGCCUCUUUACUCGCAGCUUAGUUCCUCCGCGAUAGGUUUCAAGGACUUGUUGGAUAAACCGGACCCCCAACAUCAUAGGACUAACCAAAACCCUACUUCUAAACAACAACAGAAAAAAAAGAAACAGGAGGCAACCCGAAAGGCCGAACUUCGACGCACGAAGAGUGAUUCGAGUUCCAUGGUCAGUUCCAACAACUCAAAGACAAUGAAAAGAAAGGUUUCCUUUCACGACAAGGUAAGCUCCGUUGUGAACGGAUCAGAGGUUGGCUUGCGGAGCGAGGUAAAGAAGAAUGGCACGAGCUCGAAGGCCUGUUCCACAGUAAGCAGUCUGAAGCCUGGAUCCCAAGUUGGGCUCCGAGCAAAGAGAUUGGAUGAUGCAGUAGGAGGAUUAACAUUUCGAAGGAAGGGCAAAGAUGGGCCAAAGCCGAUCACGAAGAAGCAAGGAUCAUCGGUUCGUGAGGCGCCUCGAAGGAAACUACCGAAAGAUGUAUGCAUGACAGAUUCCGAACUGGGACCGUCUCCAUCGGAGGUGGCAGCGGAGAUGGCGGCGAAGGAGAAGAACAAGCCAGAUGACGUGGAGAGCUCGGUCUUAGGUGGGGCUGCGUGGAGCGUGGCGGACAGCGUCGAGGGCUUACAGUCCAAGCUGGAAAGGUGGCGGGCGGAGCUUCCACCCACACAAGACGCCUGCAGUGAGGUCCCGAGCAGCAUUGCACCGAGCGUCAACAAGGAUGGUCGCGGGGGGCGCCGUCACAGACGACGGAGGCGCAACAGCCGCCGCGACGGCGGCGACAGAGAAGGGGAAGGGCUGUUCUCAUGCUUCAGCAACAUAUGCGGAUGCGAAUGCUCAAUCACUUGCGGAAACCCACUGAAGAAACGUUCCGGGAAACGCGGCCGCAGGAGAAGCCGAUCACCGGCCGGGAGCAGCACUUACGUGUAGGAUUAAUUUAUAGCUCGUCCAGGUGCUUUUAUUUAUCAGGUCGGUUGGCUAAUUGUAUAUUGAUGAUCCGAUUGGGUCCGAAUCAGUGGAUUUUGCUGAAGUGUA